Molecule: messenger RNA, 819 nt
Organism: Ectocarpus sp. CCAP 1310/34
Lineage: Eukaryota; Phaeophyceae; Ectocarpales; Ectocarpaceae
Source: the annotation of a GenBank genome assembly
AUGUUCGGCGCGGGGGCGGGUGGUACCCCCGCCCCGGCCCCUUCCGGCGGAGCCGCCUUUUCCUUUGGCUCCGCACAACCCGCCGCAGCAGCGGCGUCUAAGCCUGCCGCCGGCGGCUUCAGCUUCGGAUCGACACCGGCCGCGGCACCGGCUUCCUCCGCAACGGCGGCGGCGGCCCCCGCCGGGGGCUUCGGGGGCUUUGGCGCGGCCCCCGCGGCUGCCACCCCGGCCCACGCCCCCGGAUCAGCGUUUUCCUUGGGCGGCUUCGGAGCUGCUGCUAGCGGCACCGCUCCCGCACCUGCGGCUUCGGGAACUUUCGGCGGCGGUGGUUUUGGAACGGCGAAACCCACCGCUCCCGCGGCGGCGGCGUUCAGUGGCGGGUUCGGCGGGGCGAAAACUGCUGCUUCUACCGCCGCCCCCGCUGCCGCGGGGGGCUUCAGCUUCGGGAAGAGCCCCGCUCCCGCUUCCGCUGCGCCUGCCGCCGCGGGCUUAGGUGGGGGCUUUGGUUCGGCCGCCACGGCGCCGGCGGCCACGACGUCCGUGUUCGGGGGAGGAGGAGGGUUCGGGGCUGCACCAGCUGCCGCGGCGCUGGCGCCUGCGGCCGCCUCCGGUAGCUUUGGAGGUACGGGGGCUGGCGCGGCGACGGCGGCGGCGGCGGGCAAAGCGCUUUCUUUCGGUGCCGCUGGAGGUACCGCUGCCUCGGCUCCUGCUCCCGCCGGUGGGUUAUGGGUUUCUCAAUGUUGGGGAGGGGAGGGGGAGAGGCCGGGAGGAUUGUACCGCUGUGAUGGAGACGCAACUGACUUCUGCCCAACACCUUAG